AUAUUUGUUAAUCGUGAUAUUAAUUAAAAUAAAAUGUCUCAAACGAGCUAUUAUCGAUCACCGUUCGGAGACACGACUUACACCAAAGUGUUCGUUGGAGGAUUAGCAUGGGAAACUCCUACCGACGAAAUGCGUCGUUACUUCGAUCAGUUCGGAGAGAUUCUUGAAGCCGUCAUCAUUACCGAUAAAAACACCGGCAAAUCUAAAGGCUAUGGAUUCGUGACGUUUCGGGAGGCGGAUUCAGCCACGAGAGCCGUCGCUGAUCCAAAUCCGGUGAUCGACGGAAGAAAAGCCAAUUGUAAUAUUGCGUCUUUUGGACGGCCUCGACCAUCGCCGCCUCGAGGUCGAGGACAAACAGGAAGUCCGAGUCAGUACCAAAGUGGAGGACCAUCAGGCUAUACCGGGAUGCCUGCACCACUGCCACCGGCUGCAGCUCCCCAGCUCAUGUAUCCGUCCUACGGGUACACCUAUAACCCUGAUCAAUUCGGGUACCACCAAGCAUUGUACAACACACAGUUGCAACAAGCACAAUACUAUCAGCAGCAACAGCAGCUUUAUGGAGGAGCAACAUCACCAUCAUCAUCAGGAACUAUCAUGCCUUCUCCAUACUAUUAUGGCUAUUCUCUUCAAGCUCCUAGAGUACCAUACCAACAUCAUCAUCUUCCUCAACCAUAUAAUCCUCAACAACAUCAUCAACGGUUUUCUUCUCCUUCUUUCCUCGUUUACCCAACCAAUUCCUCUUUUACCCCUCAUCUCCAAGGACUACUCUCUUCUUCCACCGAUUCUGAAGCAGUACCACAACAAGUACCAGCUACAGAAGGCGAAGCAACAACGACUGCUCCUGAAAUUACAACCAUCAACACCAAAGAACCUAUUUCUUCCUGAUCUUUCUUUCAUCUCCCAAUUUGUACAAUCUUCACAUUUUUACCUCUCUCUCUCUCUCUGAAAAAAAACCCAGCUAAUUCAUUUAUUUCUCAACAAGAGUAAUGACUUGAGCCCCAAGAAUACAGACUCAAGACUGUC
This is a messenger RNA of Arabidopsis arenosa, 1023 nucleotides long. The record is from the annotation of a GenBank genome assembly. Lineage: Eukaryota; Viridiplantae; Streptophyta; Magnoliopsida; Brassicales; Brassicaceae.